Molecule: messenger RNA, 579 nt
Organism: Penicillium hordei
Lineage: Eukaryota; Fungi; Ascomycota; Eurotiomycetes; Eurotiales; Aspergillaceae
Product: Eukaryotic translation initiation factor eIF-5A
Exons: 4
Biological process (GO): positive regulation of translational elongation; positive regulation of translational termination
Molecular function (GO): translation elongation factor activity; RNA binding; ribosome binding
Source: RefSeq, a predicted model, not a curated record
CGUUUGAUUUUCUCUCUCCUCUUCUCUUCAUUUUUUUCCCCCUCCCCAAAUUUUUCGCAAAACCCCCCUCUUUCAACCCCUCCAAAUCUUUUCACCAUGUCUGCCGAGGAGCACGAUGUCACUUUCGAUUCGGCUGAUGCCGGAGCUUCGCUCACUUACCCCAUGCAGUGUUCUGCUCUGCGCAAGAACGGCCACGUUGUGAUCAAGAACCGCCCUUGCAAAAUCAUUGACAUGUCUACCUCCAAGACUGGAAAGCACGGUCACGCCAAGGUUCACUUGAUCGCCACCGAUAUCUUCACCGGCAAGAAGCUUGAGGAUCUCUCCCCCUCCACCCACAACAUGGAUGUCCCCAACGUUACCCGCAAGGAGUACCAGCUCCUCGAUAUCACUGAGGAUGGCUUCAUGUCCCUCAUGACCGACAACGGUGACACCAAGGAGGAUGUCAAGGUCCCCGACAACGAGGUUGGUCAGAAGAUCAACCAGAUGUUCCUUACCGAGGAGAAGGAUUGCAACAUCGUCGUCCUUACUGCCAUGAACGAGGAGGCCGCCAUGGAGUGCAAGGAGGCUCCCAAGGCUUAA